Diaporthe batatas is the source of this 3096-nucleotide messenger RNA. RefSeq names its product 5-methyltetrahydropteroyltriglutamate-homocysteine S-methyltransferase. The coding region runs from base 298 to 2598 and encodes 766 amino acids. NCBI's taxonomy places the organism in Eukaryota, Fungi, Ascomycota, Sordariomycetes, Diaporthales, Diaporthaceae. The transcript has 4 exons. The record is from RefSeq and is a predicted model, not a curated record. Gene Ontology annotation, molecular function: zinc ion binding; 5-methyltetrahydropteroyltriglutamate-homocysteine S-methyltransferase activity.
CGUCUCCCUCCUUCCGAGCUCUGUGUCGCUGCAUGACCCACACACCGCUCGCCCGGCCGCCUUGAAUCGACCGCAAUUCAUAAGUGGCUUCUCUCCCUUCCUCCCUCCUCUUCUGAUUCCUCUACUUCUUCUUUUAUCCUCCUCCUCCUCCUACCUCACACCAUUCUUCCCCUCCCUCCUAAGCUUCAUCUAUCUCUACGGGUGUGGAGAGCAACGACCAGUACACCUGCAAAUACAUUCUUAAAUCCCCGGAAGUGGUCAAUUGUUCGUGUCGGUUAUUCCACCACAUCAGCCACCAUGGUUCAGUCCGCCAUUCUCGGUUUCCCCCGCAUGGGUGUCAACCGUGACCUGAAGAAGGCUACUGAGGCUUACUGGGGCGGCAAGAUCUCUCAGGAUGAGCUCCUCGCCGAGGCCAAGAGGCUGAGGCUCGCUCACUGGAAGAUCCAGAAGGAUGCUGGUGUUGAUGUCAUCCCCUCCAACGACUUUGCCCUGUACGACCAGGUCCUCAGCCACAUCCAGGACUUCGGCGCUGUCCCAGAGCGAUAUGCCGGCUCCAAGCUGAACCGCGUCGACGAGUACUUCGCCAUGGGUCGUGGCCACCAGAAGGAUGGUGUUGACGUCCCCUCCCUGGAGAUGGUCAAGUGGUUUGACUCCAACUACCACUACGUCAAGCCUACCCUGCAGGACAACCAGACCUUCAAGCUCACUGCCGAGCCCAAGGCUGUUGUCGAGUACAAGGAGGCCAAGGAGGCCGGCAUUGAGACCCGCCCCGUCCUCGUUGGACCCGUCUCCUUCCUGCACCUCGGCAAGGCCGACCGUGGCCAGUCCGUUGACCCCAUCGACCUCCUCGACAAGCUUGUCCCCGUCUACGAGGAGCUCCUCACCCAGCUGAAGCAGGCUGGUGCCUCCACUGUCCAGAUCGACGAGCCUGUCCUCGUCCUGGACCUGCCUGCCAAGGCCAAGGCUGCCUUCAAGCCCACAUACGAGAAGCUCGCCAGCCUCGGCGACAAGAUCCCCAACCUUGUCUUCACCACCUACUUCGGUGACAUCGUCCACAACCUUGAGGCUGUGCCCAAGGACGUCUACGCUGUCCACGUUGACCUUGUCCGCAACCCUGAGCAGCUCGACACCGUCGUUGCUGCCCUUGGCCCCAAGACCAUCCUGUCUGCCGGUGUCGUCGACGGCCGCAACAUCUGGAAGACCAACUUCAAGCGGGCCAUUGAGAUCGUCGAGUCCGCUACCCAGAAGCUCGGUGCUGAGCGUGUCAUCGUCGCCACUUCUUCUUCCCUCCUCCACACCCCCCACACUCUUGCCAGCGAGAAGAAGCUCGACCCUGAGAUCGCCGACUGGUUCUCGUUCGCCUCCGAGAAGGCUGUCGAGGUCGCCGUCAUUGCCAAGGCCGUCACUGAGGGCCCUGCUGCCGUCCGUGAGCAGCUCGAGGCCAACGCCAAGUCUAUCCAGGCUCGCGCCACCUCCACUCGCACCAACGACCCCAAGGUUAAGGACCGCCAGUCCAAGAUCACCAAGGCUGACUACAACCGCAAGUCUGAGUUCCCCCAGAGAAUUGCCCAGCAGCAGAAGAAGCUGAACCUUCCUCUGUUCCCCACCACCACCAUCGGCUCCUUCCCCCAGACCAAGGAGAUCCGUGCCUCUCGUCAGAAGCUCACCAAGGGUGAGAUCUCCGCUGCCGAGUACGACAAGUUCAUCGAGAAGGAGAUCGAGGACAACGUCAAGAUCCAGGAGGAGCUUGGUCUUGAUGUCUUCGUUCACGGUGAGCCUGAGCGUAACGACAUGGUGCAGUUCUUCGGUGAGCGUCUGGACGGCUAUGCCUUCACCACCCACGCCUGGGUUCAGAGCUACGGUUCCCGUUGCGUCCGUCCCCCAAUCAUCGUCGGUGACAUCUCUCGUCCCGCCCCCAUGACCGUCAAGGAGUCCAAGUACGCCGUGUCCGUCUCCAAGAAGCCCAUGAAGGGCAUGUUGACUGGCCCCGUCACCUGCCUCCGGUGGUCUUUCCCCCGUGACGACGUUCACCAGUCCGUCCAGGCCGAGCAGCUCGCUCUGGCCCUCCGUGACGAGGUCGUCGACCUCGAGAAGGCCGGCAUCGACGUCAUCCAGGUCGAUGAGCCUGCCCUGCGUGAGGGUCUGCCCCUGCGCUCUGGCAAGGAGCGUGAGGCCUACCUCGACUGGGCCGUCAAGGCUUUCCGCCUGUCCACCACUGGUGUCGAGGACGCCACCCAGAUCCACUCCCACUUCUGUUACUCUGAGUUCCAGGACUUCUUCCACGCCAUCGCUGCCCUUGAUGCCGAUGUCCUGUCCAUCGAGAACAGCAAGUCUGACGCCAAGCUGCUCAAGGUCUUCGUCGACUCUGCCUACCCUCGCCACAUCGGACCUGGUGUCUACGACAUCCACUCCCCUCGUGUUCCCAGCGAGCAGGAGAUCAAGGACCGCAUCGAGGAGAUGCUUCAGUUCCUCAAGCCUGAGCAGCUCUGGAUCGACCCUGACUGUGGUCUGAAGACCCGUCAGUGGAAGGAGACCAAGGAGGCCCUGGCCAACAUGGUCAGCGCCGCCAAGUACUUCCGCGCCAAGUACGCUCAGUAAAUUCUUUCAACACAGACCUCUGUCCCUGGUGGCGAACGGUCAUAUUAAUGGAGAUGAUUCGAGAUAAUGAUGGGUUCUAAUACGGGCCGGCGACUUGGAAACUAGCGCCGGUCCCGACUUCAACAUCGGCGUUCAUGCGAAAAGCUGAGGGAUUCAGCGAGGCUUUGUUUUUUCAACCAAAAACGGCAUUCAGGGAGAGGUGUGAACGGCGCAAAAAUUCAACAUAUACCCAUACAGGCAUUGCAAGGCAAGGGCGGAAAGGCAUCCAGAGUAGCUACCCUCAACGGGACUACCAUCUUGGAUCGAGUUCAAAACAUGACUCGACGGCGUUGGGAACUUGAAAUGAUGUGAUGAUGGGUGCGAGCGGUUUGCUCGGCAUCGGGAACGGAAGGUCUAGUGAUGUAAAUGUACCCUAGGGUAGUGACGAGACAGAUUGAUUGAGGGGGCAGCAUGCUCGGCUCAAGAGGUGUGGCGUAUGAACGAAUACACAAACUGACC